AUGGAAAACGUAUCACUGCUUGAAGAAGAUCAUCUAUGGAAGGAAUACAAAGCGAAAUCGAAACUCAGUGAGAGUUCAAACUCUACAGUUUGGUCGGCGAAGCACCGGUUAACCGGAGAAGAAGCAGUUUUGAAAUGUUUCGAUCUCUCAAAGCUCAAUCUCAAUCUCCGAAGCUGUUUAGAGAACGAAAUCGAAUUUCUAUCUUCCGUUGAUCAUCCAAAUAUCAUUCGUCUCCUCGAAGUAAUCCAUGAUGGGGAUUCUCUGGUUAUGGUUAUGGAAUUUUGUAAUGGAGGAAAUUUAUCAUCAUAUAUUCAACGUUAUGGGAGAGUUGAAGAACAUAUUGUUAAGAGAUUUAUGAAGCAAAUUGGAGCUGGUUUAGAAAUCAUUCAUGAUAAUCAUAUUAUCCAUAGGGACUUGAAACCUGAGAACAUUUUACUCGCUGGAUCGGGUGAUGAAUCGGUGUUGAAGAUAGCUGAUUUUAGUCUUUCAAGAAAACUACUUCCCGGGAAGUAUCUCGAGACGGUAUGUGGUUCUCCGUUUUAUAUGGCUCCUGAAGUUCUUCAGUUUCAGAGAUACAAUGAAAAGGCUGAUAUGUGGAGUGUAGGAGCAAUCCUUUUCGAGCUUCUUCACGGGUAUCCACCUUUCCGCGGUAGGAACAAUGUUCAGGUUCUAAGAAACAUCAAAUCUAGUACAUCUCUUCCCUUCUCUCGGUUAAUUCUUCAAGAGUCGCAUCCUGAUUGCAUCGAGGUUUGUUCGAAGUUGCUUUGUAUUAAUCCAGUUACACGUCUCUCUUUCGAUGAAUUCUACAAACACAAGUUCUUAAGGAUUUGA
Arabis nemorensis is the source of this 831-nucleotide messenger RNA. NCBI's taxonomy places the organism in Eukaryota, Viridiplantae, Streptophyta, Magnoliopsida, Brassicales, Brassicaceae. The record is from the annotation of a GenBank genome assembly.